Messenger RNA from Vigna umbellata (rice bean), 318 nucleotides. NCBI's taxonomy places the organism in Eukaryota, Viridiplantae, Streptophyta, Magnoliopsida, Fabales, Fabaceae. The record is from RefSeq and is a predicted model, not a curated record.
AUGUCUACCUCUGCAACUUCUCUUGCACUCCCAACUCUCACUCUCAGAACACAUCACCCUCUCUCUUCUCCCAAAUCCUUCUCUUCUUCUCUCUCCCUCACCCCUAACGCCAAACCCAUCUCCAUUUCUACCGUUUUCCUCAAACCCACUUUCUCCCUCUCCUCCCGCUUCCUUCCCCGCGUCGCCGUCUCCUCCGACUACGACCAGCAAGAGGACACCUUCACCUCCGCCCAGAGCUUCUCUCCCGACCUUAAGGUCUUUGUCGGCAACCUUCCUUUCAGUGUCGACAGUGCGCAGCUCGCAGACCUCUUCGAAAGC